This is a messenger RNA of Cyprinodon variegatus (sheepshead minnow), 2964 nucleotides long. It is a transcript of the gene rbm12ba, whose product is annotated as RNA binding motif protein 12B. Gene Ontology annotation, biological process: regulation of RNA splicing. Gene Ontology annotation, molecular function: RNA binding. The record is from RefSeq and is a predicted model, not a curated record. Gene Ontology annotation, cellular component: ribonucleoprotein complex; nucleoplasm. Lineage: Eukaryota; Metazoa; Chordata; Actinopteri; Cyprinodontiformes; Cyprinodontidae. Bases 334 to 2157 code for a protein of 607 amino acids. The transcript has 2 exons.
GUAGAGUAUCGAAUAUUUAGAGGUCUUACUUUCAGAAAUAAUAAAUAAAAAAACGAUAUUUUCCACUUCGUCAACUUCCACCUUUACAUAUUUUCCUUUCCAUUCCGCUAGAGGGCGGUAUUGCGGUAAAUCUGAGCCAAUAAAAGGAGAAAACGCGGCUCAGUGCAGAUCAGUCGGAGGGAGGGAAGACACAGCUGCCUGCAUCGUUUCGGAUAGAGUUAAUUAAAACUGGAUUUCUGCUCUGAGGGUGUCCUUAACCCGACUUUUAAACGUAACGAAGCUACAGUCCUCCGAGUUCUCAGCAAACACCCAGGCUGAAGAAAGAAAGAAGGAAUGAGCACAAUCCUACGAUUGGAAGGCCUGGAUGUGAAGGCAGGCACUCAAGAUAUAAGGGAAUUCUUUAAAUCCCUGCAUAUACCUGAUGGAGGGGUUUACAUCAUGGGGGGGAGUCUCGGUGAAGCAUUUAUUGCAUUUGCCAAUGAAAACGACGCACAGAUCGCCUUGCUGCAUAAUGGUAAUUUCCUGAAAGGCUCCAUGGUGUUUCUGCACGCUAGCAGUAUAAAGGAGAUGGAGCAGAAAUUGGAAUCCUUUGGGAAGAAGACCGUAAGCCCUGAAAGGAAAACUCAAUAUCCAGCUGCAGAUAAAAUGCCAAGUCCACAUGAUGGCAGCGUUGAAUUUAAGUCCAAAUCCAACCCAAACGAUGUGAGUAAAUCUAAGCUGAAGGAUGGGAGAAUGACUAAGAUGAAACCCAAACCCAGGAGGGAGGAUCCUAAAAUGGCUAAGGGGAAAACAACAUCCAGGUCGCACUAUACUUCAGUUGCAUCUUCAUUUGAUCCCGAAACUACCAGUCUGCCAGCUGCUUAUGCAAAACAUUUUCAGCUGAGCACAGUAAAUAAGCAAUUUUCAAAUGAAAAACCUUUGGAUACUAGUACUGCUUUUCUGCUUGGAGUUUGCUCUGUUCUCAAGAGUCUCAAGUCUGAAACCACUGUGCCAGCAUUUGAGUUGAACAAGGAUGUUAGCACAACCUUAUCUGGAGAUGUCAGAAGCCCAAAGCACACAUCGGAUUUGAAACCAGGCUACGUUCGACUCUUUGGGCUGCCAUCUUCAACUACUAAAGAAGAAAUCUGUACUUUUUUCAAAGGGUUGCAUGUGAAAGAGGUUAUAGUCAACGUUGAACUUGGAAAGGGUCAUGGCUGCCUUGUGAAGUUUGCAAAUAUGCAAGAUGCAUCUGAUGCUCUUAGCUUCAACCUGAAGUUGCUGGGCUCAUUCUGUGUGGAGGUACGGGGAGGAGAUCAGAAAAUGUGGGACAGAGCGCUACAAGAAUGCAGGAAUGCAUUAGAUGCCUGGCCAAGUAAUCAAUACCAAAGAUCUAAGGAAAGGGAAAAAUAUGAGAGAAAAUCUGUUUCCCCUCUGCAGAGGAAGAGGUCAGCAGACAAUCAAGUUCACCUGGAACCGCUGAAAAAGCCAAGACGUGACACUGAAACAGACUCUUCAUUAUUAAAAACCUCAGAAUAUACAGUCAUGGUCCGAAACCUUCCCAAAACCAUAACCAAGACUGAAAUCAAAGAGCUAUUUGCAUGCACACACAUUCCACACAGAAACGUGCUUCAUCUGCUGGAUGAAGCAGGAGACCUCACAGACACGGCUUUUCUGAUUUUUAACCGCAGACAGGACUUUGACUAUGCCAUAAAUCUCUCUGGCUGCCAUGCAGGCUCUGGUGCCAUUGAGGUUACUUCUAUCACCAAGCAGAUCAUGUGGGGAAUGGUAGCCAAAAACAACCCUAGGAACCGUAGGACCGGUCCUACCGACCCAAGAUUGCACAGUCACCUCAGAAAACCAGAUCAACAGAAGACCGGGACGCAGCGGCGGGAGAGUCAAACCAACAUGGCUCAGAGGUACAUUUUUAUUAGAAACAUGCCUGCAAAUGUAAAAAGAAGUCAGAUCAGGAGCCUGUUCUGUAAAUUUAAUCUGAGCUUGGACGACAUCAUGUUACUGCAUGACAGCGAGGGCCGCGGCAGGGGGGAGGCCGUGGUUACCUUUGAAUCCGAGCAGCAAGCUGCCGAGGCCCAGAGGAUGCACGGCGAGGAGUUCCUGGGGACAAGCGUGCUGCUUACUCUCAUAAAUGGCGAGCAAGUGGAGAACAUUUUGAACAACUGAGAAACUUUGCCUGAUCUGAGGUUGUUUUUGGCAUUUAAGUCUUACGUCAGGAUCACCUGUACAUUUGCGUUUUUGUACUUUUCUUUUUGACAAAAUGAAUAAUAAACGUUCCUGUUGAUGCAAGAUGCUUCAAAGCCUUUUAUCCGACGAUGAAAAGAAGACCAGGCGAAGUGUACAGAUAUUUUUUGGAAGGGGUGACUGGAGAUUUUCUCACCCAUGACAGAAUUCAGAUUUUUUGGUUUUGACUUUGAAUCAGCAUGGCUUAAUCAUUAGAAUAAGAAUUCUCAAGGAAGAUCAGUUUUUGUUCUAACAAGUUCUAAAGCUCCAGGGUUCAUAUUUGCCUUUUGUUAAAACAGGAGAAACAAACUUCAACAGGAUUUGCAAGCAACUGCUAAAUAAAGAAAAGGUAGUUUAACCGCAGACGGAAACGGCUGCACAGGAGGAAGUAACAUGAAAACGUAAAUAAAAGUUGUCGGGGAGAACGCCCUGGGUAAUAUGCAUUCAACAAGAUGGAGCAAGCUACUGGAGGCGGAGUCUCAGGGCGUGAGGAAGACCAAGCCAUUGGAUUUAACAGUAUUACUGUAGUUUUGUGAGACCAGGAAAAUGACUUUUACAGUUACUUCAACAAGACCUUUAUUAAACCUGGACAAAAACUAACAACUAAUACAAUUGGUCAACUAAAACAUGUCCUGUUCAUGUUGUGAAAAACUUCCAUUUAUCAAAGGAAGUAGGAAAAAAAAACUUUAUUGGUGGGAAAACAAGAUGACACAUUCAGUAUAUAUAAUGUAUAUACACAAAAGGGAAAAA